Messenger RNA from Zophobas morio, 1239 nucleotides. RefSeq names its product zinc finger Y-chromosomal protein 2-like. The coding region runs from base 55 to 1089 and encodes 344 amino acids. Gene Ontology annotation, molecular function: RNA polymerase II transcription regulatory region sequence-specific DNA binding; DNA-binding transcription factor activity, RNA polymerase II-specific. Gene Ontology annotation, biological process: regulation of transcription by RNA polymerase II. The transcript is spliced from 2 exons. Lineage: Eukaryota; Metazoa; Arthropoda; Insecta; Coleoptera; Tenebrionidae. The record is from RefSeq and is a predicted model, not a curated record.
CUUAUGGGGUUAUGGCGUUGGGUUAAGCGUGUUCUCUAAAGUUAAGGAAACAAAAUGUCUGUGGAGUACUCUCCAAAAUUUGCCCAGGCGGUUGAUCCCUUACACAAUGUCCACAACUGUAAACGGUGUCCAUAUUUCACCACAUGUGUUUUUCUAAUGGUGAACCAUGUUAAGCGUCACCGUACAACCCUAACACAUUUCAACUGUGAAAAUACGGACAUCGAAAAAUAUCAUUGCACGGAUUGUAACUUCCAAACAAAUCUAACCAUUUGUCUAAAAACACACAUCCAGAGGUUUCACAGCCGCAAAAUGAACAAAAAGCAAGAUAAGAUCAAGAUUAAAACCUAUUUUUGCAAAAAAUGCCCUUUUGCGACACACUUCGUGUUAAACUGGUAUCAACAUUGCAUCUAUUCCCAUCAACAUGAAAAAUUUACACUGUCAGGCGGCUCCAGAAAAUCGAAUUUAAAGUCGAAUCAGUGUGACAAAUGCAUGAAAAUUUUCAAAAACAACGAAACUUUGAAAAUGCACGUAAUUUGGAAACAUUUAGAAGAUCAUGAAAUGCAGUGGUACCAGUGCGAGAAAUGCGCAUACAAGACUAAAACUAAGGGAAAUCUUAAGACACACACGAUUUCAAAACACUCAAAAGAAGACGAAAUAGUGUGGUAUAGGUGCAAUUUGUGUCAUUACAAAGCUAAACAGAAAGGAAAUUUAAAGACUCAUAUAAGUGUAAAACACCUACAAGGAAGUACAAUUCGAAAACUAGUAACUGACGGUCAAAUACGUUGGUAUCACUGUGGUAAUUGCUCAUUUAAAUCUAAACAAAAGGGAAAUUUAAAGACUCAUAUAAGUGUAAAACACCUACAAGGAAGUACAUUUCGGGAACUUGCAACUGACUGUCAAAUACGUUGGUAUCACUGUGGUAAUUGCUCAUUUAAAUCUAAACAAAAGGGAAAUUUAAAAAUGCACAUAUUUCGGAAACAUAGGGAUAAGAACUCCGUCAAAUGGAAUCAGUGUGGUAUGUGCAAAUAUAAAUACAUGUUCCCAUCUCAGCUAAAACUCCAUAUAAUUAAUAAACACUCAUUUGCUUAAUCUCCAGGUGAUGGCAUCAACCAAAUUUAGAUAAGUAGUGGUUAUUCAAUAAAAUGAUCUUAAUGCCAAAGCUGAUAAGAAAAAUUAUGAUAAAAUAAAAUUAGAAUGUUAUACUAGUACUAGUAAUGGAUGAUUUUUUUAUUGUUUACU